AUGGGAAGUCAGAAGCGCAUUGCAAAGGAGCUGAGCGAGCUGAUGAAGACGCCGCCGGCAGGCAUCGAGGUCGCGCUGCGCGACGAGGCCGAUCUGUACAGAUGGCGGGUGCAGAUGGCGGGGCCAGACAACUCGCCGUACCGCGGCGGUUCCUUCAGUCUACUGCUCGUGCUGCCGCCGGAGUAUCCCUUCAAGCCGCCGACGGUGUCGUUCGCGACCAAAAUCUACCACCCCAACGUCACGAACGACGACAAGGGCACGAUGUGCCUAGGGAUGCUACGCGCCGACGAGUGGAAGCCGUCGACCAGGCUGCACUCGGUGAUCGAGUUCGCCCGGAACCUACUGGAGGAGCCCAUGCCCGACGACGCCGUGGAGGGCCGCAUCGCCGAGCAGUUCAACAACGAUCGCGAGCUGUUUGACCAGACGGCGCGGGAGUGGACGAAGAAGUAUGCGAAGGAGAGGUGA
Ophidiomyces ophidiicola is the source of this 465-nucleotide messenger RNA. RefSeq lists its product as uncharacterized. NCBI's taxonomy places the organism in Eukaryota, Fungi, Ascomycota, Eurotiomycetes, Onygenales, Onygenaceae. The transcript is spliced from 3 exons. The coding region runs from base 1 to 465 and encodes 154 amino acids. The record is from RefSeq and is a predicted model, not a curated record.